This is a messenger RNA of Nannochloropsis gaditana CCMP526, 2164 nucleotides long. Its product is annotated as fha domain protein. The transcript has a single exon. The annotation marks the transcript as partial. Gene Ontology annotation, molecular function: protein binding; zinc ion binding. The record is from RefSeq and is a predicted model, not a curated record.
ACAGCAUACGGUGUGAAAGUCUUUCCAAAGAGCGUUUGCUUGGGCAGUAUACAGUGUACGGACGCGGAGCCGGCGUGUCUUGUGGCAACUUGACACAGCCGCUCUGUCACACAUAACAAAUAUCACGCAAGCGAUUUGCUUCCCAGGAUUCAACCGCCCCCGGCAAGAACAUGGGGCAAGUUCCAUCAGCGUCCGCUGUGGUAAAUGUUGGUCAGCCUAACAGGACGGAAGAAGAGUGGCCACAGACUUUCGAUGAAAACAAGACGCACGUCUUCUCGGAUGCGGGCGUUUCCGGGAUUUCCCGCAUGCUCCACCCUGGCGCCACCCGUUUAAGUCUGGGGAACAGUGGCGUCGCAGGCACCGGGUCGAAUUGGUGGGUGGAUGCCAUGGUGUCGACGCCCCUCUUCCCGCAUGGUCGUAGCCCCGCCAGCGUGGGAGAGAGGCAGGCCCGUCACCAGAAACGCGUGAGCAAAUUCCGCGUAUUCGCGGAUGGAGUUGUCUUUGAAGGGCCGGAGGCUAUGGCCAUUGGGGACACGCACGAUCUGUCCAAGGGCUACGAGUGCGUGAUGGGGCGGCCUGUGACGCGGGUGACGGUCGGGGACAAACGCGCUCAGCAAGUCUUGGUCGCCUUCGCCGACAACAAAUUCUGGGCCGUGCCCUCCCGGCAGGGCUUCUCGCGGCAUCUCGGCGUCUCCCUUGUACUGGGGGACAAGACUGCCCGCGGGCCCAAGCAUACGCUGCGGGUGGGGGACAUUCUGCGUCUGGGCUCUGUGGGUCUCCUCGUCUCAGAAAUGCGAACCGAGGCAGAUGGGGGCAAAAGCCGCACGGUUUCCCAGGAGGUAUUGGAGCAGAUUAGGGAGGAUGUUCAGACGGCGCCGCGCCAGGUCUUGGCACCUUUACGGAAGGACUUUUUUAUGGGAAACAGCGUCCACGAGGAAGAGAGGACGGAAGAGGUAGGGAGGAGAGUGGUGAUGGUGGAGGAGGAGGAGGAGGACGAGGAGGAGGAGGGGGGGGUGGACAAUGACACGGGGACUGAGCACAGCGUGAGUUCGUCGGGAAGCGCGGGCCACCAGUCCCGGAGCCUAAAGGGGGGACUGGCUGGCCCAGAGGCAGAUUCCGGCGAGGGCGGGAACUGCAGGUAUCAGUGCUACAUUUGCAUGGACUCGGAGGAGGAGGACGGGGAUGUAUUGAUCGCUCCCUGUCAGUGCAAGGGCUCGACUGCUUUGGUGCACGUUAAGUGCUUGCAGCGCCUUUUGAGCACGGGGGACGCGGCCAAGCGGACAAGCGUCACUUCUACCAAGCACCAGAACUACACCUGUAAGAUUUGCAAGGCGCGCUACAAGACGCACGUCUGCCUGCCCGACGGAACCCUUCUGCCUUUGCUCAACCCGACACUGAUGCCCCCCUACCUGACCUUGGUUGUGAUCACACGGCAUGAGUCGCACCCUGACCUGUUCAACACAAUUUUCCAGCUCUCCUUUGCCCGGGCCGCCGAGCUCAGCAUGGGUCGUUCUCAGGGUUGCGACGUGGUGAUUGGCUACCGGACUGUGUCCACCAGGCACGCCACCAUCUCGUACUCAAAGGGAGAAUUCUACUACCAGGACGCCCGCUCCUCGAACGGCUCUCUGCUUUACCUGCGGGGGCCGUUAGAGAUCCCGACGUCUCGGUCCAUCCGCUUGCGCAUGGGCCGAUCCGUGCUCUCCCUGCGAGGGCGACACGCGCUGCAGCUUUCUUCCUUGCCCCGACGGGCCGCCGCGGACGCCUGGCGCUGGCUUUCUGCCACUAUGGGGGGCAGUGGUAAUGGGGGGGGAGCUGGUGAGGGAGAGGGUCAAGGCGUGGAAGGGCGGCGGGGCCGGAGGAACGGCGCUGAGGAGGGGACGGAGAGAAGAGGGAAUGAAGCUCGAGACCUGGAGGGCAGAUUGGGUUUGGAGCUGCUCCGGGAUUUGCACAUGGGCCGCUUUCAAGCGGCGAGGGCCAGGGAUAGCAGCCUCUUGUCGGAGGAACGGGAGGCAGGUCUGGGGGAGGCGGAGCGUGUCGUCUGGCGGUGGGGCUCUUCGGCGGGGAUGGGGGACGGAAGCGAGGGGACCAUCGGGAGCCGCUCAGGAACCAGCUCUAUGAAUAGAAUGGUAGACAGUCGCAGUGGUGGCGGGGGGGGUGGAGGGAG